ACUAAUGGAUGCGCUUUUAUUUACCCAAAAUACAGAUAAUCUUCGGUCAAUCAGUGCCUGUGAUUCAGUCGAACUCAAACUCAUUAACGAAUCACUUGUCGGUGUCGUCGGCCUCACCGCAGAUGAUGUCCAUUCACGGCAACAACUCGGGCGGCAGUCAGUCCUCAUCAGGCCAUACGCCUAACCAUAACUGCGAUUCCAAUCUGUCGACCGCAUCGGCCGGUAGUCAUAAUAGCGAUAAAGAUAUGGACAAUACGCCCGAGAAGUGCCGGAACCAGUCAUCGGGUGGUUCUUCGGGACCCAUGAGCGCCGGCGGUGCACAGCAGCCGCAGACCAUUGACCGGAAGCGUAGGAAAAAGGCCAGCGAUGGCACCCCCGCUGAGCAACAACCUAACGCGUCGAAACAAAUGCGCGGAAAUGAAGGAAAUAAGAAAAUUAAUGAAUAUUUUAAGCACUCAAGUCCUAGUCGUUAUGGCGGCACCAAAUCCCCGACCGCAACACAUAGUUUCUAUAUGUAUCCGCCCUCACCGGGCGGUACCCACCAGCCGGUGCCCACCGGUGUCGCCACACUGGGCUCGCCCACCAUCAGCGGCCCACUGCCCCCCACGGAGCUGUCGUCGAUGAUGGCGCCGCCCGCGCCCGCCCAGCGGCCACCAGUCGGCGCCAAUUCCACGAAGAACUCGCAGCAAAGCUGUCCGCCAUCGCUCUCAUCGAACAUGUAUUCCCAAUCAUACGCCGGCGUCGUGCCGGGCGGCCAAUCAUCCCCAUCGACGACAAUGCCGUUGUCUGCGGCGGCGGCCGCCGCUGCCGCUCAGGUGUGCUCGCGAGCCGUGCAGACAGACCUGUCGGUGAAGUCAUUGCGUGAUAUGGAGGCGAAGUCGGCUCACGAUCUCGAGACCAGGGAUACGAAGAUCGACGAGUUGUGCCGAUCGGGCGAUGAACAGAAACGCCAACUCCAGGCCCAACAGAAGCUCAUCGACAAGCAGAAGGAACAGCUGAAUAAGUGUAUUGAUGUCACCAAACAGUUACUCAUCGAGAAGUCGGCGAUGGAGAAGAAGGCCGCCCGACAGAAGUGUAUGCAAAAUAGGUUAAGAUUAGGACAGUUUGUUACACAACGACAAGGUGCCUCAUUUGUGGAGAACUGGGUGGACGGCCACGCGUUCACAGAACUGAUCCGAAAACAGGAACAAAUAGCCGCCGCUCGCGAAGAGAUCGAACGCCAAAGAAAACUAUUGGGCAAAAAGAGGCCGUCCCUGACGACCGCCAAGUCCAAGACGGGCAACGGGAGCGGCUCCGGGAGCACGACACUGGUGUCGGCGAUCACCAUACCGGGCGUGAACACGGGCUCGAACAGCAGCUCGUCGUCAUCCCUGUCCAACGGGGACUUCCUGAAGCCCGAGUCACCCAAGGAUGUGGGCAUGAAUUGGUACGAGUACUACGAACAGGACGAGAUCCUGAAGCUGCGGUCACAGGCGCUCAAGAAGGAGGACACAGACCUGCAGCUGGAACUCGAGAAACUGGAGCGCGAACGCAAUCUCCACAUCCGGGAACUCAAGCGCAUCCACAACGAGGACCAGUCCCGCUUCAACAACCACCCGACCCUUAAUGAUAGAUACCUAUUGUUGAUAUUGCUGGGGAAAGGCGGUUUUAGUGAAGUGCACAAAGCGUUUGACCUGAAGGACCAGCGGUACGUGGCCUGUAAGAUACAUCAGCUCAAUAAGGACUGGAAGGACGACAAGAAAGCCAAUUACAUAAAGCACGCGCUCCGGGAGUACAACAUUCACAAGCAGUUAGACCACCCGCGAGUGGUCCGCCUCUACGACGUGUUCGAGAUCGACGCCAACUCCUUCUGCACUGUCCUCGAGUACUGCGACGGACACGACCUCGACUUCUACCUGAAACAGCAUAAGUCGAUACCCGAGAGGGAGGCGCGCUCUAUCAUCAUGCAAGUGGUCCACGCACUCAAGUAUCUCAACGAAAUUAAGCCCCCAAUCAUCCAUUACGACCUCAAACCUGGUAAUAUCCUAUUGGGUUCGGGGACUGUUUCGGGCGAAAUCAAGAUCACAGACUUUGGUUUAAGUAAAAUAAUGGAUGACGAGAACUACUCGCCCGACCACGGCAUGGACCUGACAUCCCAGGGCGCCGGCACCUACUGGUACUUACCUCCCGAGUGCUUCGUAGUCGGCAAAAAUCCACCAAAAAUAUCAUCGAAAGUAGACGUGUGGAGCGUAGGCGUGAUUUUCUAUCAGUGUCUGUACGGCAAAAAACCCUUUGGACACAACCAAUCGCAGGCCACUAUUUUAGAAGAAAAUACUAUUUUGAAAGCAACUGAAGUGGAGUUCGCCGCUAAACCUUCAGUCAGUCCCGAAGCUAAGCAAUUCAUUCGCCGAUGUCUUCAGUACCGCAAAGAGGACCGGAUCGACGUGAUAGCCAUGUCUAACGACGAGUACCUGAGGCCGAGUACCAAAGGCAGAGGGGGGGCCAUGGCGUCCGACAAAGGCUUAUGAGAGCGGGACGACCACUGACUGAGCCCUCACUCAUUGUUUUGUUUAUUUUGUAAAUUAUUAUUAGGAGAACACAAACAAGUGAUAAGAACUCUAUAUUUAAAUUACAAACCAAUUGAAGACAAAUGAAGAGAAACAGCAUUUUCAGUGAUUCAGUCAUCACACGAGUCGACUACAAAACAAAGUGCUGUUUAUCUCUCCGUUUGUUUCCUCACACGUCUCGUCGCAAUCCAUCAGUGCUUAUGUGGUGUUGUUUACGGCGACCACCGCUCGCAACUGGACUUAUAUUUUCACAUUUUGUUCAUAUUUUGCGAUUUAUUUGAAAUUAAAAACAAAUCUUUCAUCUCUUCUGUGACACCACACACGCGACGAGAGACACAUCCGUAUCGGACGAACACUACCGGCGCGAUGGGAAACACACGUUAAAUAAUACUAUGUAUACAAUAUAAUAGCCAACAAAUCGACAAACAUUUCGAGAGACGAUUGCAUUGUGUGUGUGUUUUGCCAUCCGAUUAGUGCUGUUAUUAUAUAUAUAAUCCACUGAAAAGUCGUUCAGAUUUUUCACUUAUAAAGACAAAAAACAUUUAGAUUUUCAAUUAAGUUAUUAAUUAAUUAUAAUAAUUAUUACCAUUUAUUGAGAUAUUGAAAUGAAUUUCCAAUGAAACCCACGAAACAAACUACUCUUGACAUCAAAUUCAUACGAAAACUGCGUUUUUCUCGACAAUUAUUAUAUUUUUCUGAAGAAAUGCCCGAAAAUACGAGAGAAAAAUACGACAAAAAUGCGACAAAAAAUUGUUUUAAAAUUUGUU
Oppiella nova is the source of this 3313-nucleotide messenger RNA. The record is from the annotation of a GenBank genome assembly. Lineage: Eukaryota; Metazoa; Arthropoda; Arachnida; Sarcoptiformes; Oppiidae.